Cantharellus anzutake is the source of this 2454-nucleotide messenger RNA. RefSeq lists its product as uncharacterized. The record is from RefSeq and is a predicted model, not a curated record. The coding region runs from base 1 to 2454 and encodes 817 amino acids. The transcript is spliced from 9 exons. Gene Ontology annotation, molecular function: protein binding. NCBI's taxonomy places the organism in Eukaryota, Fungi, Basidiomycota, Agaricomycetes, Cantharellales, Hydnaceae.
AUGAUUGAUGCGGCGACUCAACCCGAUGCUUCGCGUUCCUUGGUUGGGAACGAAAACACUCCCCACGGUGGAUUCGACGGUGGGUCCGAUAGAGAGGACGUUGGGACUUCAACUGCGGACCACACCACAGCCCUUACUGAGACGACUCGAACAGAGGCUACUUGUGGAUCUUAUACUUAUGAUCUCCUUCGACGUAACUUCGAGACGCUGUCGGAUGGCGAGGAGGAAGAGCGUUUGCAGCCAUCAGAAGCUCCCCAAUCAACACCACAGCCUGUGCCUCGCCCGAUCCUCAUUCCUUCCCAGUCAACGCCACAUCCCUUCCCACAUCCAAAUGGCAAAGUACGGCCGAGUAUCCCUCUUGUCCCUCCUAAGUCUGUGUUGAAGCAGACGGCAACUCCGACGCUCACAUCCAAGGGCUCACUUGUCAAACAGGCCAGUGUCGGUCCAUCAACCCCUUUGCCGAACAGUGCACAGCGCAGUCAUCGACGCUCUGUGAGCUUUUCUGAUGGUCGAACAGAUGGUAAGAUUGUGGGCCUGGUGUCUGAAACCGACUCUUCCGAGGGCGAGGGGAGCAUCUCGAUGGCUGAACGUCAGAGCGGAAAAAACGCAUCUUUCGCGCAUUCUCUGCGAACCAAGCGUAUUGACAACAUGCUCGCUCAACUGGAACAAGAAAAUUGGCAGACGCCCUCGAAGUCCAAUCCUUCGAGUCAUUUGCCAGACAUUUCGAAUAUUAUCCCUCUUUCGGCUCGUUCAUCCGCUUUCACCAAGUCCACACAAGAGGAAUCCGUUGCUGUCAAAGCAAGUGGCCACAACGACAAGACCCCGAAGGCCCAGCCUCGCAAAAUUGUCGCACCCCGAUCGAAACGCACACUUUCUCUACAAGCCCAGGCGAACCAGACGAUUCUCACUGAAUGUUCAUUUGCAGUCUCUCAAGACCGGCUGAUACAGGCAAUCACGCAAGUGCAUCCAUAUGAACCGCACUGGGAACAUUUGCCCCAGAUUGAUCUGUCUAAUCUAAAGAUUGAAAGUAUUACGAAAAUGAAGGAUUUCUUGCCUUCCCUAGUGUCUUUGGAUCUACACAACAAUCAAAUCUCAUAUUUGACGGGAAUCCCAAGCAAUGUCCGCCAGCUUCGAGUGUCAGACAAUUUGUUGACGAGCGUCACAGUCUACAGUCAUCUUCGGAACUUGGAGUCAUUAGACAUAAGCAAUAAUUCCAUUGAUUCCCUUUCGCAACUAGAAUUUCUCCCGCUUCUUCGAGAUCUUCACGCAGAUGGCAAUUCGAUUAGUACAAUCGAUGGUUUGCAGCAUGCUAGUGCCCUGACCAAACUAAGUCUUCAACGGAACAAGCUAACGCAGCUCAACCUCCGAACUUGCGAUUGGUCCCGUUUGGAACAUUUAGACUUGAGCUAUAACCGUUUAACUGCUGUGUCAGGAGUGACUACUCUAACGGGUCUCGUGUCCCUGAAUCUAGACCAUAAUCUUCUCGAUUCGUUGUCGUGCUCGUCCAUUGUCGCACGGCUGCGUAUACUGCGAUUGAGCUAUAACCGGGUUUCUGAAAUCAAUGCAGCGCCUUUUGUCAACCUACGGACCCUGUAUAUGGAUGGGAACCGACUAAAACGUCUGAUCCAUAUGGAUCGCCUGAGUAAACUAGAGAAUUUGAGCUUACGAAACCAGAUGGGAGGGAAGUUGCACCUACUGCCAGCUGAUGUUCGAGAUGUCAAACGUCUAUACCUAUCUGGGAACCCUCUGGAAGAUCUGACUUUCCUGUCUGUUCCAUGUUACAACCUGUUGUAUUUGGAAUUGGCUGGUUGCCGGAUUUCCGUCCUCCCUGACGCAUUGGCGGCAUCGAUUCCGAACAUUCGUGUCUUGAACCUGAACUACAAUUUCGUUUCAGACGUCCGCCCUAUCCAGGAUCUAACCAGACUCAAGCGAUUGACCCUCGUUGGCUCACGACUGAAAGGAACGAAGCGUAUAUUGAUGGGAUUGCGAAAGAUGCCAGACUUGGAGAUGGUCGAUCUUCGCAUGAAUCCUGUGACACUUGGAUGGUAUCUUCCUCUUCUUGUACGUGACGCCCCUGCUGUUCUGCAGCCCUCGGAAGCGGCUUCAGCAUUUCCACCCCUCCUUGGUCUUGGUGAGGGUGGCCAAAGCGAUGCAUCAGAUCACAGUGCCGUUCGUUUAUAUCCCUACUCCACCAACUCGCGUCGCGCCAGAAAUAUCCCCUCGGAAGAUAACUCUCGGGCCAGGAAACGAGCAGUGGAACCAUCAUGGGAAGACUUGGAUGCUAAGUUCCGCCGUGACUUACCGAAUGACUCCUAUCUAGGGAGGCUUGCGUACCGGGGCAUGGUAAUGAGGGCUUGCCCCAAGGUCCAGGUCAUUGAUGGAGUCAGAGUAACCGAGCCUGAGCGAAAAAAGGCAGAGACUCUGCUUCAGAAUGUCCUGGAUUCACGCGGUUGA